Messenger RNA from Rotaria sp. Silwood2, 1386 nucleotides. The record is from the annotation of a GenBank genome assembly. NCBI's taxonomy places the organism in Eukaryota, Metazoa, Rotifera, Eurotatoria, Philodinida, Philodinidae.
AUGCCUUUUUCUGAUCCUUCACCUGUCGUCGUUGUCAUGGCAAAGAAAUCUAUCAUAGCACAAGAAGACAUAGAAGAGCCAGACAUCCGUCGUGAACAUGAAAUGGGCUAUGAACAAGAGCUCUAUCGUGGCUUUUCACCAUUCAUGUCAUUUGCCUUCUGUUUCACUGCUGUCAACGUACUCACAUCCAUUUCAAUCAGUUUCACCUAUGCAUUAAACACUGGUGGAUCGGCUAUGGUCGUGUGGUCUUGGCUUAUUGGAUCUAGUUUUACAAUUCUUGUGGGUCUGUCAUUGGCUGAAAUUUGCUCUGUAUAUCCAAGCGCUGGUUCUGUCUAUUAUUGGGCUGGUCAACUGGUACCUUCUCAGCAUGCUCCAUUAGCUUCAUUUAUUUGUGGAUGGUUUAAUUUCAUUGGUAAUGCAGCAGCUAAUGCUGCAUUCUCAUCCGGUUUCGCUACCAUUGUUAAUGCUGCUCUUGUUCUCAAUGGUAAAGAGUCGCUGAGUAUAGGAGCGCAAGUAGGAAUUAGCAUAGGCAUUACCUUUGUAUGGGCCAUUCAAAACAUAUUCCGAAUCGAUCAACAAGGAUGGCUCAAUAAUAUUGCUGCUAUCUUUCAAAUAACUUCUACAAUUACUACUAUUGCUGUUCUCUUGGUUAUGGCACCUGAAAGAGCUUCUGCUCAUGAUGUUUUUAUAUCCACAUACAAUGGUACUGGAUUUCCCUUUUCAUACCUAUGUUUUAUUAGUAUCCUUUCAACACUGUACUCAUUGUCCGGUUACGACGCCGGUGCUCAUUUAGCUGAGGAGACUCAACACGCUGGUCGUGCAGGUAAUUUUGCUAUGGCUCGUGAUGGUGUAUUUCCAUUUUCGUCUUCUCUUCGUUGGAUUUUUCCGCUGACGAAAGCACCAUUGGCUAUUGUAGCUUUUGUCGUGAUUAUUGAUUGUCUUCUUGUUUUACUCCAAUUAGUGUCAACCACUGCGUUUGCUGCUAUUAUCUCAGUUACGACACUGGGUUUUCAAAUCUCUUAUAGCAUGCCUAUUUUCUUUCGAUGUACAGUUGCUCGAAAGAGUUUUACCGUUGGUGAAGUCAAUUUAGGUCGAUUCGGCCUGCCCAUUGCUAUUGUUUCAGUUGUUUGGCUUCUAAUCACUUCAAUACUCAUGUUCUUUCCUGCAAAUUAUCCCGUAACAAGCGAUAAUAUGAACUAUGCCAUUGUGAUCGUUGGUGGCUUAGCAUUGAUAGCUACAACCUAUUGGGUUGCUUCUGCUCGUCAUUGGUUUAGAGGUCCCAAACGAAAUCAUAUCAAUUCAAGUUCAUGGCCAUCGAUUUCUGUUGCUAAAGUUGACAGUAAGAAAGCAAUGUCAUCAUAUAAUGUUAUUUUAACUCAAUUAUAA